UAAUAUUUCAUAUGACAAACUUUUAACCACUUAUCAUAAAACGUUUUGUGUUUGAGAAAGAAUAAUAUUAAAACCAAAAAAACAAUCAGAACAGUAGUUACUUGUAUCACCUUCAAUGAACCCGUUAUAUAAAAGAAUUAUUGGAGAAUGAUGUGAAAAAUCAACAAAUGAUGUAGAUACAAAAAUAAAUUUUAUAUAUAUACACACACACACACUUACACACACCAUACAUUACAACAUUUAAACUAUUAUACUUACAAACAAAAUUUGAUACAAUACUUACAAACAGCUCAAACUACAAAACAAUGGCAUUUCUGGAUCCAAGAAUUACAAAUGAGAACGGGGCAAAGAAAGCACAAGUUAAUGAGGAGAAAAAGGAGGAGAAGAUCAGAUUAAGUCGACUCGAUGAUUUGGGUCUAUGUCCGCAUAAAGCAUUUCCUUCCAAGCCGAUUGACAGGAGUAAAUUCGAAAGUCACAGCCAGUAUUUGGAAUUUUUAACACAACUAAAAAGUUAUGAUAAGCCAUGGUUCAUUCCACCGCCCACCAUUGCAAAGAGAAAAUUGAAACUGAAACCAAUGCAAAUUAUCAAUGUGCAUCCAUUGAAAAAGAAAACCGCUAACAAGGAUCACCAAGAGGAGUUCGAGGACCUAUCCAAGUAUUUAGUGCUGCAGAACACAUGUGAAAACCUGGAGAAAUGCAGAAAAAAGAGGAAGAAGAGCAAAAGAUUGUCCAAGUCUGGUGUUGGCUAUUCUUUAAAGGUGACAGACGAUUUGGCAUUCCUAUUGAGGACUAUGGCUGAUGCCAGAGAGCAUUUGGUCCAAAAGGCCAUUGAGAAUAAAUGGAGGGAAGAGGAAGAAGAGAGAAUAGCAAAGGAGAAAGGAGAUAUUCAAGCUUUGAAAAAUAUUGUAGAAGGAAUGAUGAUAAAGUUUAUAAAGAUAGAAGAGGAAAGAUUGGCACAAAGAGAAAUGAAGGAGAAGCAAGGCCCAGAUGAUGAAAAAAGACACAGAAGGAGUUCAACAAAAUCAGAUGAUGUUUCUCAAGUACCUGGUAGCGAUAAUCAAGAACUAACCAAGGAUCUUGUAGGAUUUUUGAAAUCAUUACUGGAAGCAGACAUCAAAAGAAAAGAACGAAUUUACGAAGAAAAGAACACAUCGAUCACCGAUUUGGAUCAAUUUUUACAAAGCCAAGAGGAAGCUGAUAAAAUUGAAGAGGAAGCCAAACAGGAGGAGGUUGAAGAAGAAGAGAAGGAAAAAGAAGAGAAAGAAGUGGGAGACGAAGAAAAAGAGCCUGGACUGGAUUUUGAAAUCGAAGAUAAUAAGGAGAAUGAAGAGAAAAAUGAUGAUGAUAAGAAAACUGAUGAAGGAGAAGGGAAUAUUGAGAACGAGCCUAAUGUUGAUAUGCAUGAGGUAAACAAGAAACUCGAAGAUCUAGUAAUGGGUGCAGAAGGACUCGAAAAUGAGGAAAAGCAGGUGGAAGAAGAAGAAGUGGAAGCUGAGAUCGAAGAAUGGGUGAAGAGUAUAAUAUCACCGCGCCCUUCGCCCAAAAUCAAAGUUGAAGCCAGCACUCAAUUCGACUACGCGCUCGAGAGAAAACUGGCCCUGGGAAUCGACCGAGAACCGAAGGACUUCACUGAAGAUAAUUACUGAUAAAAGGAGAAAAUUUUAUUCAUGUAUAAUUCAUCAAUAGAAUCACAAAUCAAAAGGCAAGGAGUUCGAUGUAGGAGCAGCGCUGAAGGACUUGAUAAUAUGAAAACAACAAAUAAAUUGAAAUAAUCACUAAAUAUAAGAGUAUGAUGAAGAUAUUAUUUCCAACGAGAGUGUGCCAAGAAAUACAGACCGUCCAGAUGCUGACACCAACACGAAUUUCAACCUAUAAACCUUAACCUAAAUGUCAUAAGAAAGAGAGUUAAUAGAUGAGAAAUAUUGUGAUUAUGUUUUCAGACUUGGAAAUCAAAAUGAUAGUUUCCCCAUCAAUAUUGUCCAUUCAUAUGAGAUUUAGAUUUUGGCUAUAGUUAAUAAGAUUGAGGGCUGUGCUGUGAGGGAAAAGAAGACGUAUGUUUGACACGAAGUAAUGCCUUUGUGCAAUGUACACAAAUAUAACAAAAUGCAAUAUUUUAUUCUU
This is a messenger RNA of Nilaparvata lugens (brown planthopper), 2121 nucleotides long. RefSeq names its product myb-like protein X. NCBI's taxonomy places the organism in Eukaryota, Metazoa, Arthropoda, Insecta, Hemiptera, Delphacidae. The record is from RefSeq and is a predicted model, not a curated record. The transcript has 8 exons. Bases 306 to 1646 code for a protein of 446 amino acids.